AAUUGCAUCGUAUUUAAUAAUGUUUGGGAAGUAUUCUGAAUACCAGUAUCAGUCUCUUCACCAGAAGGAAAGGCCUGGUCUUUAUGUGUCGUCGGAAAACUCUACACGAAACCAAUAUGAGCCAAGUGGCCACUCUUUUGACUAUGUUCCCAAAGUCGCAGACAACGACUUCACAGACAGAUCUCAAGGAUGGCUGUCGUGGAUUUGUAACAUGAUUGUCGUAUUUCUGGUCUCUGUUUGUACCCUCCUAACCUUCCCAAUAUCUGGAUGGUUUGUACUGAAAACAGUCCCAAACUACGAGAGGAUCGUCGUGUUUCGUCUCGGGCGGGUACGACCUCCUAAAGGUCCGGGUGUGGUUCUGAUUCUUCCUUUCAUUGAUCAGUGGCAGAAAGUGGAUCUUCGCACCAGGGCUUUCAACAUCCCACCUUGCAAGGUAAAUACUAAAGACGGCGGUCUGGUGUCGGUUGGGGCAGAUAUUCAGUUCCGUAUCUGGAGUCCAGUGAUGUCUGUGGUAGCCGUACAGGAUCUGAACGCUUCGACUCGGCUGACAGCGCAGAACAUCAUGACCCGUAAUCUGAGCAAGAAGACACUCAGAGAGAUCCAGACUGAGAGGCUGAGACUGGGAGAGUACGUUGGGAUGGAGAUUAAUGACAUGACCAAACCUUGGGGGCUGGAGGUGGACCGUGUAGAGUUGACCCUGGAGGGUGUGCUGCGGGGCCCUGAUGAGUCUCCCUCUGGUCCCCUCAUUGUGCCACCGUCGGUCCCUGGGCUUGAGGGCAUCGCUGGGCCGAUUCAGCAGCUUGCCAUGCACUUCCUCAGUAAAUCCGCCGCCCCUGAACCUCUGAAUAAAGACACAGUGAACUUCACAGAUGAGGUGAACUCAGAGCCAGUGACAGGAGAGAGUGGGGAGGGCUGUAAAAGUGUGGAGGAACUGCUGUCCAGGGUCAGACUCGUCCUGUCGGAGAGCCUGGUCAGUCAGGUGGGAGCUUGUUUCCAGUUCCACGUCAGCACCGGCGGCGGACAGAACAGCGCUUACUAUGUGGACCUCAGCCAAGGGGGCGGAGCAUGUGGGGCGGGGAUGCUACGCCGGGAUCCAGACGUCACGCUGAGUAUGAGUGAGGAGGACUUGCAGGCCAUGUUCCAGGGGAGCCUGCGUCCGUUUGCCGCCUACAGCAGUGGGAGGUUGAGAGUCCAGGGAGAUCUCAGCAUCGCUAUGAAACUAGAGCACCUUGUCAAACUCCUCAAACCCCAAUGAUGCCUGCUUCCAAAGCCACAGAAAUGCUUUACUUGAAAUUGUCAGUGGACAAAAUCAGCAUAGUCUGUUGUAAACAUGCACAUGUAAACUCAUAUGACUGUUGAAGGUAGUUUUUAACUGAAGGUAGUGGUUGUUUUUACAGAAGCUGGUCGUUUAGUCAUUUCAUUAGAAUUAUGAGGAAAAUACAGUUUGCCUGAGCACUCAGUUGGCUCUAAUUAACAACUGAUUUGUAACGGUAUGUUCACGAAAAAUGCGGUUAUUUGAAAUAUUAAUUCAGUUUCAAUUCCUAUUCAACUAUUAUUUCAUAGUUUACAACACUGAUACCCCAUACAAUACAAUGACUGGGGCACU
Molecule: messenger RNA, 1606 nt
Organism: Chanos chanos (milkfish)
Lineage: Eukaryota; Metazoa; Chordata; Actinopteri; Gonorynchiformes; Chanidae
Gene: stoml1
Product: stomatin (EPB72)-like 1
Exons: 7
Coding region: 20-1255 (411 amino acids)
Cellular component (GO): plasma membrane
Source: RefSeq, a predicted model, not a curated record